Messenger RNA from Symsagittifera roscoffensis, 3932 nucleotides. RefSeq lists its product as uncharacterized. The record is from RefSeq and is a predicted model, not a curated record. NCBI's taxonomy places the organism in Eukaryota, Metazoa, Xenacoelomorpha, Acoela, Convolutidae. Gene Ontology annotation, molecular function: protein binding; monoatomic ion channel activity. Gene Ontology annotation, cellular component: membrane. Gene Ontology annotation, biological process: transmembrane transport; monoatomic ion transport. The transcript has 9 exons. The coding region runs from base 649 to 3750 and encodes 1033 amino acids.
AUUUAGGUGAUCAGAAUUUUAUCCAAACACAAACACUUCACUGGUAGCUUCUGGCCUUUAAACUGAAACUUUGGGAAAACUGUAUUCCCAUUCUAUUUUAGUUGAAACUAGAAGUGAUUGUGAAAUAUAUAAGCACUUACUCGUUGCAAACUUAUUGAAAGCUUUGGUUGAGCAAAUUCCUAAUAGCGCUUUUAACUUAGUUGGCAUAAAACUUCAAAAAAUUUCAGCACAAUUUAUUAGCUAUCGAGUCAAUACAAUUUGCUUUGCACUGAUACUUUGCAACAGACGUGGUCGCUUGUAAUGUAUACUUAAUACAAGUGGCGAGUUUUUUUCGUUUCAUUGUUUUUUGCAUCAACCACACAGAAUUUAAUUCUUGCUCAUAAACCGCCAAUAAAACCAUCUGGUCAUUAUGUAUUUUGAAUACAUUUUACGGUUAAAAACUGAAUAAAUCGCUAUUGCAUUUCUGAAUUACGUCUACAGUAGUUUUUGUUCAAUUUUGAAAUCAUUCCAAGCAGAGACCAAAAUUUUCCAGUAUUUAUGAAAAUUUUGUUGGCUCCAACGCAUAUAUUGUUUAAAAAUUGGUUUCUUUACCAGUUGGUUUAAAGACACAAAAAAAAACAAGUUUCAUUUGAAAAACUAUCAUCAAAAAUGGGCCCAAAACCAGAUUCAAAUUCGGGACCCUCGUCGAGUACAGAGCCCGAAUCAGUGCCGUUAAUGCCAAUGGAUAAUAAUCACAUGGUAGAAGAGUUGCAAGAAGCAAAGAGCGGACUAUCACAUGUGGAACGAGUUUCAGACGACUCAAAUGACGUAGUUAUUGAUAUGAACAACCCAGCUAACGAGGAAAUAAGUGCAAAGAAAAAGACCACGUUUCCGCCAGGUUUCGACAUAGAAAAAGUGCUUGACUUGGCGUGUGAUGGGGAAAGUGAGAGGAGGAAGGCGCUGAGACAGCUAUUUCAAACAGCAGUCAGAACUGCAAAUAUCGAUUGUGCCGUCGACACCUUUGGAGCUGUUCAGAUGGAGAUCAAACACAAGGAAGACGCCAAAAAGCUGGAGAAACUGAAAAACGAGACUAAAAACAGGUGUUUGUCCCUUCUCCAAUGGAGUGCGGUGUUGGGUCUGGACAAACUAGUUCCAGCGCUGCUCCAUCUGGGAGCGAACCCGAUGCAAGUGAUUGCCAAAACAGAGAGAACAGUGCCUAUGAUUGCAGCUGGAUUCAAUCACGCUUCGGUUGCACUGAAAGUACUGGAAAGUUCCAACGAAGAGCAACUAGUCAAAAAGGAAACGAGUGAAUUGGACAGCCUGAUAGAGAUAGCGGCUGCUAAUUAUUGUACGGAUGGGGACAAAGAUCAAGGAAAACAAGACGGUGGUUUGAUCCCAGAGCUGUUGGUGCGUUAUCGCAAGUUCUACCUGGAGGAUCCGAAGGGAUCGAACCAGGCGCUAAAGGCCCUCUCAGAGGCAAUAAAAGCAGGAAACUUCUGGGCUGUCAAGUCCUUGGUAGACAACGGAGUGCCCAUCAACAAACCCGACUUGACUGGAAUCCCGCCACUAGUUCUCGCUAUUCAAUUAGAACGCGAUCAUAUAGUCGAAUUCCUCUCGUCACACAAAUCAUGCGACGUCAAUGUCGAGGCGGCCACUAAAGACACGCCUUUGAUGGUCGCAGCUAGAUGUAAACGAGUCAAAUUUCUGGAAAUUCUGCUCAACCAUUCGAACAUUGAAUCUAACAAAAUGACAACGACUUUGAUACACGGUCCAAAAACAGCACUGAAAGAGGCCGCUUACAUGGAAAACUCCGAACACAUAGAAUUACUUAUCAAUUCCGGUGCCAAUGUUGUCGAGAAUUCAGGAAAUAAAAGUUGCAACGCGUUGCUGCACGCAAUCGAAAAGGACAAAUCGGGGUCAACUCAAGCGUUGAUUGGUCAAUUUUUUCAAGAAUGUCUGGGCGGCAGUAUGAUCAACUCGAAAAACUUCGAGGAUACUUUGAUGGCAUGUGUCUUUGCAAACAACAGUGACGUUCUUAAGAAUAUUCUAGAACAUGAGUCGUUCGGGAAGUGUCUACAUAAAUAUGGCGGGCGCUAUGUCUUGUGGAAAUGUCUUAUGUGUGCGUGUCAGAAGGGUUUGAAAGAUAUAGUGAUGGUGUUGGUCAACUACCCUUUGACCCCUAAAGUCACGUGCCGCGCUGACCUUACGUGUUUGGCGGAAACUUCCGACUCUAAUGGCCGAACUCCUCUUCACUGUCUCGCAGGCACGUGUCUAGAUGAAGAGAUAAUCGACAGUCUCAAAGGCGAAGACAAAACGCCCCUGGACACCAACUGGCUUCUCAUCCGGAGUGACCGUGGUAAGACAGUGAUGGAACACUUCAGUCGGGAAGAAACACUUUUAGCCUUUCUUGGACUGGAAGCAGAUCCAAAAGUAAAGUGGGUCGAAUCCUUGCCUGCAAACAACCACGACAUCUUCAAAGAAAAGUACUCAAAAAUGGACCAGGAAAUUUUGAAGAUAGCUGUCAAAAGGUUCCCGAUAGUCGCAGAUGCCAUAAUAAAGUCUAUGGUCGUAUGCUCUGGCUGGGGUAUCCAUGACGAUAAUUUGGAAGUGGCGGUUAAUUGGCAGAUAAUAAACGACGCAGAGAUUUCUGUCCAGUUCUGCUCAAACACCGAAGAUAAAAAGUACUCGGAUAUCUUACGAAUAGCGUCCGAAUACAGUCCUGAUUUACUUCAAAACCCGAUCAUGAAGAUGUUGCAACGACAUCACUGGAGAAAGCUUCCCAAUUUGGUCUUUAGAGUGCAAAUGGUUUGGGCUUUUUUGCUCGCUCUGCUAACUACAGUCGCGAUUCUAGAAUGGAAAGCGGGCUCCUACAACACAAUCGUGUUUUCAGGACUGCUGUUCAUGGGAAUCGCGUCGUUAUUUUUACACUUCCUUCACAUCUUUGGUGGCAUUCGAGCAUACAUGUCGUCGUUUUAUAACUACAUACAGUUUGUACUCUAUGUGGGAAUCAUUCUGGCGGCACUGAUAGCCUUCCGGCAGAAUUGCAAGCCAGAGUAUGAGAAUUGCGAGGAGAUUCCGGAGAUAGUGAAAAAGAACUACAGAGAGAAGUUCUGCUGGUUCUCUUUCCUCAUCCUCGUCACAUGGCAAAACUUCUUCAAGGUCAUACAACGCAGCACCAUCCUCGGCCUCUACUCAAUCAUGUUCCAAAACGCUUUCGUUAGUUUUCUAGGGGUCAUUUUCCCACUCGUUCUUCUUAUUUUCUCAUUCGGGAUUACCUUCUAUGCGCUAUACGCCCCCGACUCACAGACAGUUGAAGUGGAUGAUUUCCAGGGGUUCCUGAUGAAGAUAGCGGUGAUGACAAUCGGAAGCGUAGACUCCACCGAUAUGGGACUCGAUACCCACUCGGGUCAAUACAAUCCACGUCUCAUUCUCGCGAUCUUCUUCGUCGUUUCCGUCACAGUUAUAACCUUCAAUUUACUAACCGGUCUGGUUAUUAAAGACGUCAACGAGGCUCUUGAUAACUCGAAGCUGUUUUUGAUGCAGUUGAGAAUCGAACAGAUUUCGGAAACGGAAGUAAUAGCAAACAUAUUAUCAAAAAUGUUCCCUCGAAUCAAGGAAAAGGUCGUGUUUUGUUCACGCAUUUCAGUUUUCAGGCCGAACCAAAACCUCACAGGGCGAGGGUUGGCCAAACGCCGGCUUGACCUAAAGCUGAACAGUUUCAUGUCUCGCGCUACGAUACACGACGAGAUUUUAGAAAUGGCAAAAAAAUGAAAACCCAAAACCUCUCAAUCUAUCUUCAUCUCUCUCGCAUGCCAAAAUUUCAUUUUUGAAUCCUAAUUACAAACUUGUGAAAGUUGAUACCAAAACUUGGAGUUGUCAGCUAUGCCGCCUAUAAUAAAUAAUGCCCUAACUUUUCCUUAUUUGAAAAUUGAAAUAAAUUCUUAUGUAAAUUG